AUGUGCGACUGUUCGGAAGCCGCACAGCCCGACAGUCCUGGCGCUGCUGCUGCUACCACGCACGUAUAUGCAGGCAUUCUCAACGGCUCUGCGAUCGAGGCCGCGGGCAGCCAGGAAGGCGACCCCGACGAGUUUGAACGGGUCGACGGCUACGAGACCGGCUACGAGUCUGGCAGUGGCGAGUCCCUCGGCUCGACCAGCGCCACUUCCAGCAUCUACGCCCACACGUUUGAACACGGCCGGCGCUACCACCACUUCAAGAAUGGCCGCUACCCGCUGCCGGACGACGACGAAGAGCAGAAACGCGAGGACAUGAAACACGCCAUGAUGCUGGAGCUGACCGACGGAAAGCUGUUUCACGCGCCCGUCGGUGACAAUCCCCAGCAGAUUCUGGACAUUGGCACCGGCACCGGCAUCUGGGCCAUUGACGUCGGCGACAGGUAUCCAGGUGCACACGUCCGUGGCAUCGACCAGACACCAAUCCAACCUAUCUGGGUACCACCCAAUGUCGAUUUUCUCGUAGAUGACUGCAACAACGACUGGCUCGCCCGCAACAUCGAUCUGGCUCACUUUCGCUUCAUGACUAUCGUCCUGCAGGACGUCCCCAAUGUACUUGGCAAUUGCUUUGAGAGUCUUAAGCCUGGCGGCUGGGUCGAGCUGCAAGAGCUGCAAGGUGAGAUCCUCUGUGACGAUGAAACAAUGCUUGACGACGACCCGCUCAAGUACGUGUACGAGCUCGGCGCCAAGGCCUUUAAACUGUUCGGCAUGGACGUGUUAAUCCCUCAGCAAUUGGAGGCUAUUCUGCGGGCUGCCGGCUUCGUCAACAUCCAAUGCAUUCCUAAGAAGGUACCCAUCGGUGUCUGGGCCCAAGACAAGACACUACGCCUCGUCGGCCUCUACCAGAAGACGGCCAUUUCUGAAUUCUUGAGUGCCAUGGCUGGUCGUCCGUUUGAAGCCCUUGGAAUUGAUGCUACUGCGCGUCAGGCCAUCGUUGCCCUUGCCCGCCGCUCCCUCGAAGACACAACGAUCCACCGAUACAUGCCCUACUAUUUUUGGUAUGCGCAGAAGCCCGAGAAUUUCUCUAACAGCACUCGCGGGAGCGCUCCCGGGAACACAGGCGCCAGCCUUGCAGUCAGCCCACUCGCGGAUGCUUGA
Messenger RNA from Grosmannia clavigera kw1407, 1155 nucleotides. RefSeq lists its product as uncharacterized. Lineage: Eukaryota; Fungi; Ascomycota; Sordariomycetes; Ophiostomatales; Ophiostomataceae. The record is from RefSeq and is a predicted model, not a curated record. The transcript is spliced from 4 exons. Gene Ontology annotation, molecular function: methyltransferase activity. The coding region runs from base 1 to 1155 and encodes 384 amino acids.